CUUGUUCAUUGUGGGCCUCAAGCUAACAGCACGCACCCAAAAAUAUAAAUGAAUAUAAACAAGAUGUCGGCCAUCAACGCAUAAGCACAGCGCACCACCUUACAAUGCGCAGAAAAACGGGACCGAGAUAAUCUCGCAGGCCCACACGCAAAGUUGCACCGGAGAAAGCAAAAUGUAUUGCGCUCGUGUUUGCAGAGUAGCGGGACUCGCGGUCCUCCUCGCAUUACCCAUCGCGUUCGCGCAGGAGGGCUUCACGGCACAACCUACAGUCACUGCGGCUAAGCCAUCGCUACCAGUCGCUGCUCCGGCGACAGUUCCUGGCGGUCGCACGCUUAAGAAGAGGCCCAAUCCUUCGCAGUCGCUUGCGGGACCCAGUGCGGCAAUGAGGGACGCCCUGGAUAACUUCCAAGUGAACGAGAACCGCAUCAUCCGCACCGAGGAUUCUCGGCGUAUGGGUGCGCGAUACCUGAACGAAACCGAGCUGAGCUCCAACCGAGACUGCAUACUGUGGUGUUGGGAGACGACAAGCUGCAAUGUAGCCGUGUUCGAAGAAAAGGGAAAAGGCAGCUGUUACCUGUUCGACUGCGGGCCGCCCUCACACUUCCUGUGCCUCUUCACGGCCCAUGCGUUCUACACAGUUUCUGUGCUCACCGUGCCCACUCGCAACACCGAGGCCCCCCUCUGGCCCGGUUCUCACCACGAACAAGAACUCACGCAGCUGCGCCAGCCCCGUCCCCUCGCCAGUGCUGAUGGACCACCGCACAAUCCACCUGCUGUGACGCAGGCACCCAAGUUGACCACAAGCACGAGCAGCUCACACCAAGUGAACGUGGGCCAGGCCGAGAGUGACCAAGAUGAUCCAUCAGACAGCCACCGAUGUCAACACUAUCAGUUCCGCUGCCAAAAUUCCAGUGAAUGCAUUGCUGUCUACAAUGUCUGUGAUGGCAUUCCGCAAUGUGCGGAUGGAAGCGAUGAAGCUGAGGACCUUAAGUGCCCUGGUGCAAAGAUACCUGAGGCUAGCAGUGCUACUGCCAACCCAUCUACGACGACUUUGCCAACCACAGCCGAACAUGCUAGACCAGGAAGCACAACUGCGGUGGACACGGAACAGCAGGACAGAGUGCCUCCAGCCAAUCCUCUGCAACCUUCCUCGAAUGACGACAGUCCCCGGCACAACUCUGCAGUUGAUAUGGGAGGAAGAAUUCCAAAGCCUGUGCUCAGUGGCCACAACAGCUUCUCAUCUUUAGCUCACAACAACAGGCUUCGUUGGGGUGAUGAAAGCAGCCACAGUCAUGCGCGGCCAGAGUACAGAGACCCAUAUGAAGAACCUUUUGCAGCAGAACAGACCAAGUACUACGACUACGGGCAGGCUUACCCUGAGAGCUACCGGUACUGGAUUAACGACGCUGACACGCAGCUCUACCCCAUGGUAGCUGAUGGAAUCAUCCAGCCACAGAACUUCAGAGCCCAGAAGCCAAGGAUGAACCUUCAGCAACACCAAUACCAGCAGCAGCAAGAGCUUCAGCAGCAGCAACAGCAAAGGUUGCAGCAGCAGCGCUACCAGCAACAGCAGUUUCGCCAACACCAGCUCAAGCAGUUGCAACACGAACUGCAGCAGCAGAAACAGCAAGUGUCGUCUAUACAAGACUACCCACCCAGUCACUGGAAGAUAGGUCGUGGCCCCUUGGGUCCCAUGGAUCAAGGUGACAGCUAUGGACCGCAGCCAUACCCUCCGACCCUGGCUCCUUACAGUCUACGUCUACACCCUGGUAUUGGAGGCCAUUCAAACGGACCAGUGCAGAGUUUGCCACAGGAUAUGCAAAGCAGCAAGCUUGCGGAACAAUCUGUAGGCCAGCAACAGGGUCUCGUGCAAGAAUCACAGCCUGAUUUGCAGCUGGAGCCACAGCCAUCACUGCAGGAACAGCCAAAACUCAAGCCGCAUCCAGUGAUGCCAGCCAAACCGGUCGCACCAGCUACCAAUGAAGAUGACACCUUCUAUCAGCCUGUUGUUGAAGUGGCACCCCCACCGGCACCCCAUCAAAGUAGUUCAAAGCACAUCUCAGAGCACCUGCAGAAGCCCCAUGCAAAGCCAGCAAAGGCAACGGCUGGUUCUGAAGUGCCACAUCAUCACAAUGAGAGGCCUGUGCAAUACAGCAGACUCCAUGAGGUCGCUAACAUGCAGGUAAGCUUUACGCAAGUGGAGCAAGGGAGCCGUGGGGCCGAACAAGAAUCGGGCAGUGCCGUGCUGGCCCUCACGUUGGGUCUCUGCAUCACGGGUCUCCUGCUCGUGUUGGUCGGCUGUCGUCUUCGCUUGGCACGACACCGGCUAGCACGCCGGGGAGGCCGGUCGUCGCUCGCACAUGAUGCCGACUACCUGGUCAACGGAAUGUAUCUCUAAGCCUCACUAACUCCGUAUGUUGCAAGUAUGUUGAUAAGGGAAGACAGAGUACCCUUUUGAAAGUUUGUAUCUUGAGACAAGAUGUGGCUUUCCCUUAUCGCCUGUUACACUUGACUUUAGUUAACUGCCCUCAAUUGGGAACAUGAAGUAUUGGUUCAGACUAUCUGCAGGUCAAAAUCGAUGGUGCCUUUGUGAUUACCAUCAACGUGCGCAGUGGUAACAAGUCUUGCUGUGAAGAGCAUGUGGAGAUGAGCACUGUGCAAGCAACCAUGCAAAUUUUAAAUUUGUCCUGAAGGUGCAGCAGUCAAGAAAAACGAAACAUGCAAGCGAAAAUUGGGUGGGAGAAAUUUUAGAAAGUUCAUAAAAAGACGAGGCAAGAAGGAUGUUGUUGCUCGUACACUGCGCAUAAGCAAUGGGUUGGUGUGGCCAUUGGCCAAGGAAAUGUGCAGUAUACUUAUUGGCCAGCAUAUCAGGCAUUUCUAGUGCAUCGUAUCACUACUGCACCCCCGAACUUUACAUAGUGACACAAAUGUGCACAUUUAACUUUGUUAGGUGCAGCUGACUUGUAAGUGUGCCUAAUUAACCACGCAUACUACCACUUCUCAAAUGAGCAAGAAAACAUCUUGAGUUCAAGUGGGCUUAAUUGUGCACAGGCAUGCAUGGCCAUCUGCUGAGAUCUCUGUGGAGAGAAGUGGAGAGCCAAAUUAACAAAUGCUUAAUUAAUGGAACCCAAUUAUUGCUCUAUCUCAUGCAGAUAAAGAUGCAGGUCCAUGCCUGGCCUGAGAAUUGAAGCUACUCCACAUAACCAAGUAAACCCAUUCACAAUUUAAAAGAAAAGGAGUGUGCUUGAGGAAGUCCUCCUUACAGAAGGCAAUGAAAUGUUUUGGCUCACACACAAUGAACCUCAUGGUUCUAAGCUAUAUAGCCAUUCAUUCUGAUACUUGUCAUCAAUGAUACGUGCCCUGUGAAAUUGAUGUUAAUGUUUUACCUACAGUUAUGAGCAGGAUGUACACAGCCAGGAAAUAUGAAAAGAAACACCUGAUACGCAUUCUGCACCAAUAGAUGUUUUCACUUCCAACUAUAAAAUUAAAAAGUACUACACGAGGUGUUUUAGAAGCAAGAACUACUGAGCAUGCACCACCGACUAACAUUCCAACGAGUACUCUUGCAGUUGAAAUUAUUCUAUUAUUAUCUGGGUGUCAUUUUUCAUACUGGCAACACCGGUGCAGUUGGCUCCAAAAAUCUGUGGGAUGAAUAUUUCAUGGAGACAAUUUCUGUUCAGUUUGGGUGUGUGGCUUGUAAAAGCAUACAACAGUGCUUGAUGGUACAUGUACUGUUGGCCACGAAGGGUUAUAGAGGCAUAGGAUUUACAAAAAGAAAAUGACUUCUCAUAAAGCCUGGGUACACAGUGUUGAAUUCAGUUUCAGUCUGUAAUAUACUCCAUUACCUACAUAACAAGCAAUGUUACGAAGGCUACAGAGACUUCUUGCAUUGCUUGCAUUCGGGACCGAAAAAUAGACCAUCACAUAUGAAAGAAAUAUAGGUAUGCACAUACAAAUCAAUAAUGUUAGGUCUCAUACUUUUCCAUUGCAAAAUAUUACGAAUUUUUACAUAGAAGGCGUCGGCGCUCUGAUCCUAUUAGCCACCGAAUGAGUGGAGCGGCAUGUUCCUGCUUCCAACAGCCACAGUGCUCUGGUUGCACUCAUGACCAGAGCAUGGUGCGCCACAUACUGGAAGCGGCAAGGUACACAAACAAUCUGUAAUUUGACAUAACUUUAUAUCCACAGUUGUAGUCGUUAUAUAUGAAGUAGUUAUUCUGUAGAAAGUGUCGCAGCUCUAAAACAGCUGCUCUCAAAAACGCAUGAAGUGAGAGUUCUACGACUGCACUACUUGCAUUGCUUCUGCAAUGUUGCCUGCCAAGUAUGAAAUGAAGUAGAGCAGCUUUUGUGACCUACAUAGUAGACCAUCAAAUUAGAAGUGCCGCAACUUUACAAAGCAGAAAUUCACAUUUGUUGUGGAAAUCACGUCCCGGAAAAUUUUGUGGCCAGCUGCACUAGUACAAACUACAACUACUGAAUUUUAGGCUGCGUGCCCAAGGUUCAAAGAAAUUCAGCAUUUCCACGAAGGUCUCAGGCUGUAAAUUGUUGGAAUCAACUGCAUGUGUAAGAGACUACCUUCUACGAGGGAGACAGAAAAACUGUUUUUAAAAAUAUGCUUUGGUCCGAGCUUGGCAGCCUCAUGAGUAAGUAGCAUGAAAGAUCAAAAGUAUGUCAAUGCUCCACAAACCACAAGAAAGUAAAGACUUAGGUCCUUGAAAAUUUACAUGACCCAUUUGAAAUAUUGUACUAAUACAAAGCGCGUAACAGAUUAAACUUAAUAGUACAGUUGAACCUCGAUAUAACAAAUAUCAGAUACAACGAAGUAAAUCUAAUUUGUUUCUCGUCAAUAUCAGCAUGUAAUAAACAGAUGGUUAUAAUGAAUGUCAGAUGUAACGAUGGUAUUUUCAUAUCGGAUGCGACAUGGUUCGGCUGCAUGACCUAACAAAAGUGAACUAUUAAUGACACUUCAUCAGUAAAAUACAGGUAUCAUACUUAAAUCAUACUUAGCUAUGGAUACAGUAUGUGUUCCUAGAUGUCACAAAUAUGAUUUUGUAUGCACUGUAUAUUCUGCAUACUAAUUACCAUACAUUAUUUCUCGUUCCCAAGUUCAAAAUGCGGAUGUGAAAUGGGACUUGAUAGUGGACGUACUGCUUGAGGGUUUGCCAUAUUUGCACAUAUAUGAUGCAGCCUCAAAUAUACCAAGCAUUAGCCUUGGUCAAAUUUUUAUAAUCCUUAAAGUGUUGUUAUUGCAGCUAUAAUGUUAUUGACACCGUAAAGAUGAACUGCAAUUGCAUGCGUAGGAAGCAGAACAUGACAGAAAAGAAAAAAAAAGCUUUAUGCUUGUCAAUCCUGUAGCACUAGUCAUUGUUGUGUGCAUCACAAGAUCUACGAUCUGUACUGCUCAGAUAAUGGGUAGCCAAGCCAAUGCGCUAUGGGAAAAUAAAUAUUGCAUGGUACUUGUAAAAUGGUAGUUGCAACUGUGGCACGAAGCACACAUUUUAUUGAAAAUAAAGGAGGACUAGCAUUGCAUUUGUGGAAACACAGCACUUCUCUUGCAAUUACAAGGAUGGUCUUCACGUGCAUUGUGUGGAUUGAGUGAAAUUUUGUUUUUUGUCCUAGAUCAUAGACUGAGCUCUUGUGAUAAUUUCAAACGUAGAGCAAGAACUCUUUGUACUGUUUAAAAUGCAAACUUUUGUUACUUCGCCGCAAAUUAUUGCUGUAAACUUGAGAAUGUUAUAGCACAGGUAUUUGUACAGUGAACAUAGUGCGAAAUGACGUAGGGUUUUUGUACGGCACUCUAUGUUUUAUGUGGAUAUGUGUAAUAGAUGGAAUGACCAGAACAGCCGUAUGAAGUGGUUGUGCUAAUGUAGAGACUAAGGAAAGACCUGUGUGCAGAGGGACUUUCAAAGGUAUCGAAAAAAAAGAAAAGAAAAAAAAGUUUACAGAUGCAGAUAAUGUAUCUUGCGGGCUAUGACAGAAAGGAUGAGGGAAGUAAUGCACUGCACAAGCAGGGUUAAUGACAGUAACUGCUCUAGUUCCUCAUGCCUCUUAGUGUAAUGAAUUAUAACUAACAGCAAACAUCAUAAUGAUAAGACAAAUUCAACAUUUAAAGCUAAUUUGGAAUCAUGCAUUAAAUUAAUAUGCUACACAUUACUCAAUUUAUCAAAACCUUUUGUGUAACCAUGUCAUCGCAUCAUAAACACCUCACAGCGGAAGCUUUCUCAGCUUUUUAAAAUUUGUCUCUUCUGCAAGCAGAAGCAAAUAGAUUAGCAUUUCUAGGUAUGAUGUAACAUUUAUGUCAAUCAAAUUCAUGAAGCACCACUUUGCCCAUGAAAUACCGUUAUCUUCAAAGAGGACUUAUUGUUUUCAGCUUCACACGCUGCGCACCCAAGUUGCUUGCACGUAAGCUGUGGGCAACUUCUCAGCAUUCCCAUUUCGAGAAAGCAUUAUCAUGGGCUUUCUAUAUUCAUACGUGUGAAAUGUGAAAACAUUCUUGCAUGUAUGGCCAUUUCUGAGCCAAUUCAACUGAAGUUUGCUGCACUUAAUCCUUUCAGAUUUUUUUUUCUUUUUUGAUAUUAUAAAAUGAACACAACAGUUUGUGCAGAAAGGAAUAAAAUGACAAAAAUAAUGGCAAAUGCUUCUUGGUAUGGUCCUCACAAUAUUAUCCAAUGCCAGUGACAUGGUGAGAUAGAAACGUGAAAAUAUACCAAUACGUCAAUGAGGCUGAAAGGGUUAAAAGAAAAAGUCGAACUCUGUGGACUUUUGGCAGAUUAGUAAUUAAAGCUCGCAGACUUUAAUUUUUAAGAACAGGAUUGUUAGAAAUUGUCAGCUGAAGCCUCAAGGCUUCAUCUGUUAGGAUGCCUGUAGCAUAAGAGAGCUAUCAUAUUAACAGGGCUCUCACAAAACUCGUAUAAACAAAGUAAUUAUUUAAUGCAAAGUCUGAACGACACAUCAGAUUUGUCUGCCCUAAAUUCUCCAAUGGUUAAAAAAUUGUGAUAUCCGUUAUCAGUGCAGAGUUAUGAAGUUGUAGACAUGGCCACUUCAAUUUAUUCGAAAUUAAUCCAAUUUUGUAGAAACACCAGCAGGCCCGAGUAAAUAAAGGUCCUCCAAACAGAGUUCAAUUUUUUCUUUCAAUUGCAACAAAGCUCACUCAGUUGGUAUAGUAGUUGCCUGAACAGAGUUUCUACACCUCGCAUGCCUUUGAUAGGCGACGAGCUGAUCCCAAGCCCUUCAACCAAAAGGCUCAUUUACUGAAUUUCUACAUGUGGCACUGCAAAUGACAAUUAUGAAUUGAAGGUUUGAGGCACUUCUGCUAAUGGCUGUGCCUCUGUGGCUGACAAAAGGCUGACAAAAGAAUACAGCCUGUUGCAGACAGCACAAUUUUGAACCAACAGCAACAAGCGUGAUCUCGAUAUAAGAUAUAGUAGGCAAACCAUUAAAUGUUGCAAAGCCUUCAGAAGACACCUUAAGGCCAGCCUGCAGCAAUGCUGUAUGCAGUCAGAAAACAUGUCAAUCCGAGCCGUAGCCAAGGGAAAACGAAUGUUAACACAGCCUUGACGCAAUUUCGACAUAACUACUUGUUUCCUCACUUUGGAUGUACCUUUACUGGAGCUUCUGUCAUUUGUUAUCAACUGUGCUGCAAGUAUAGUUAUCCUCACAUUCUUGCAAUUAAAUAAAUGUUUUCAGAAAACAUA
Messenger RNA from Dermacentor andersoni, 7691 nucleotides. RefSeq lists its product as uncharacterized. Gene Ontology annotation, molecular function: protein binding. Lineage: Eukaryota; Metazoa; Arthropoda; Arachnida; Ixodida; Ixodidae. The record is from RefSeq and is a predicted model, not a curated record.